Molecule: messenger RNA, 731 nt
Organism: Microtus ochrogaster (prairie vole)
Lineage: Eukaryota; Metazoa; Chordata; Mammalia; Rodentia; Cricetidae
Gene: Rpl9
Product: ribosomal protein L9
Biological process (GO): cytoplasmic translation
Cellular component (GO): cytosolic large ribosomal subunit; ribosome
Molecular function (GO): structural constituent of ribosome; rRNA binding
Source: RefSeq, a predicted model, not a curated record
GGACCCUGCCGGAUUACAAGAACGUGAUGACGAAAGACGUUCUCUCUUUGCCCCAUCUACUGCGAGAAUGAAGACCAUUCUCAGCAAUCAGACGGUCGACAUUCCAGAAAAUGUGGACAUCACUCUGAAGGGGCGCACAGUCAUUGUGAAGGGCCCCAGAGGAACCCUCCGGAGGGACUUCAAUCACAUCAACGUAGAGCUGAGCCUUCUUGGGAAGAAGAAGAAGAGGCUCCGGGUUGACAAAUGGUGGGGCAACAGGAAGGAACUGGCCACCGUCAGAACCAUCUGCAGCCACGUUCAAAACAUGAUCAAGGGUGUUACGCUGGGCUUCCGCUACAAGAUGAGGUCCGUGUAUGCUCACUUCCCCAUCAACGUUGUUAUUCAAGAGAAUGGGUCUUUGGUUGAAAUCCGAAAUUUCUUGGGUGAAAAAUACAUCCGAAGGGUUCGGAUGAGGACAGGCGUUGCUUGUUCUGUCUCUCAAGCCCAGAAGGAUGAAUUAGUCCUUGAAGGAAAUGAUAUUGAACUUGUUUCAAACUCGGCGGCUCUGAUACAGCAGGCCACAACAGUUAAGAACAAGGAUAUCAGGAAGUUUUUGGAUGGUAUCUAUGUGUCUGAAAAGGGAACAGUGCAGCAGGCUGAUGAGUAGACCUAAGUUACCAGUUCCAGAAACAAGAUCCUGAAUUUUAAUAUGAUUUGGGGUAUCUUUUGGGACAAUAAAAGACUUGUAUUGA